Molecule: messenger RNA, 675 nt
Organism: Asparagus officinalis (garden asparagus)
Lineage: Eukaryota; Viridiplantae; Streptophyta; Magnoliopsida; Asparagales; Asparagaceae
Product: NADH dehydrogenase [ubiquinone] 1 beta subcomplex subunit 10-B-like
Exons: 3
Coding region: 91-399 (102 amino acids)
Source: RefSeq, a predicted model, not a curated record
CAUCGCUUCAUACCCCUUCCCCAAAUCGACACCAGCAGCAAAAGGAGGCAGCAGUUCAACACAGGUCAAACCCUAAAAAAACCCUAGAAAAUGGUGCGGAAGAAGACGGUGGAGUUCGACGAAUCGCCUCCAGACAUCGAUCUCAGCAAUCCCUAUGGCGAUCCAGUGGCGAUGCUCGAGUAUCGAGAGCAUCUCGUCCGCGAGAAAUGGAUCCAGAUCGAGACCGCGAAGAUCAUCAGAGAGAAGCUCCGAUGGUGCUAUCGUAUUGAGGGGGUGAAUCAUCUUCAGAAGUGCCGCCAUCUCGUUGAUCAGUAUCUUGAGGCUACUCGCGGUGUUGGAUGGGGCAAGGAUCAUCGUCCUCAUGAGCUCCAUGGCCCGAAGAAAGAAGUGGAGGAGUAGCUCGAGUUCUGGUCGUCAAGGUAAUUGUGAGAGUGGUAGAAUUGAGUCGGCCGUGUCUUCCUAUCGUUAAGUGUUUGUGUUUGAAAUCAGAUACCUGCAUCCUUCUUCCUGCAGAUGUUACUUUAUGAUUUGAUUUCUAAUAAUGGUCUUCAUGAACAAAGUACUGUGGUCUGUUAAACCAAACCUUAUUACAUUUAAAAGAACUUGGUUGUGACCGAGGAUUACUUCGAACUCACGAUCGAUGAAAGACAAGCUAUGCUGGUAUUUCCUGUUCAA